GAUACGAGCCCUGACCUCGCAAUUUGGCAGUUCGUCUGUCCAACAGGAAUCAAUGUCCUAACACGCCGUCUGGGCUACACAUUGCAGCCAGAUGCCAGCAUGCCUGAGUACUAUCAAAAUCAGCAGCAGCCACAUUCGUUGCAGCCAACUCAGACAGACCAAGCUCAUAAACCAUUAGGACAGGCGACAGAAAUUGCUGAAAAGUUUCAUUCUUCUUGCCCCUUCUUGCUCUCUGAACUGUACACGACUCCACAGCCUACCCUCUUCUUGGUGGUGUCUGGCCCUCGCGUCUAUCUUUGGCAGGGCUGGUGGCCUGGAACUACCAACUCAAUCGCUAGUCCUCCGGUUCCAGGCGUCGUGUCUACUGAUGGAACCCCAAUCGAACAAAACAUCAACUUCUUUACUCCAAGCAAAUGUAGCAAUAAUAUAGAAAUUCCAAAUGCAAUCGAUGCAGGUGGCGAAAGUCAGUCUGGUCCUUUUUGUCAAUCUGAUUUGUCCUCCUGCUCGACCUCGACAACCACAUCGCCAGCUCCUGACAUCGAAGGGCCUGAUGACAUAAAUGUCUUUGCCUCUAACCUUCCUCAGACUGCAAUCAGCUCUGUUAUACCUGCAUCAUCGGCAGCUGCAACUAGCACAUGCGCAGCUGGAUCAGCCGUCUUUCGAUUCCACGCACUUAAAAAGGCUGCCCUUGAGACGACAAAACUUCUCUCUCUGCUGAUCGGUGCAGAUUUCGCUCGCGUUGUUUACUCUGGACUAGAGCCUCCAGAUUUCUUGGCCCAUUUUCCUGCCUACGAACGUGAUCCAUCUUCUUCCGCGUGUCACCUGUUGUCUUAUUAUCAAAGAGACUUCAAAGAACUUAGCUCUUACUCCGUCUUCUACUAUUGGCCUCCUGUAUUUUUCAGGCAUCGUGGCAUUGCAUUUUUAGAUUCUACCCCAAAAUUUCGUCGGCACCAUCGUUGGUUACAUCAGGAAAUGGCUGAAGUUUACCACUGGGCUACAGCUCUGAUGACAAGUAUUACCUGUUCCACUGACAAAUUUAUUCUUGAACGGUUUUAG
This is a messenger RNA of Protopolystoma xenopodis, 1056 nucleotides long. The record is from the annotation of a GenBank genome assembly. NCBI's taxonomy places the organism in Eukaryota, Metazoa, Platyhelminthes, Monogenea, Polystomatidea, Polystomatidae.